This is a messenger RNA of Drosophila arizonae, 1524 nucleotides long. Its product is annotated as phospholipase B1, membrane-associated-like. NCBI's taxonomy places the organism in Eukaryota, Metazoa, Arthropoda, Insecta, Diptera, Drosophilidae. Gene Ontology annotation, molecular function: glycerophospholipase activity. Gene Ontology annotation, biological process: phospholipid metabolic process. The record is from RefSeq and is a predicted model, not a curated record.
CACACGCGCUAAUGUGGGCUAAUAUACUGCCACUUUUGUGUUGUGAAAAAAAAAACGAAUAUUUUACUGUCUCUGCGUAAAUAACAUAAAGUCCACACAAGAGAACGUGCUAAAGAUAAUUAAUGCUUCCAGAUUGCAUCACAUCACACAAAAUGACAAAUACUCGAACUAUUGUAAUUGUUCUCCUUAUGGUACUUUGCAUCGCUUCGUACUGUAGCCCUUAUACACUGCGGCGUCGCCUGCAGAAUCGCUCCCAUCAGCUGCUGGACAGCAUUGGAGUGCAUUCCAAGCAGUUCAAUCCACUGCAACCGGUCACAAAUGGUGUACCACAGUACACGGAUAUCGACCGGAAUUUUCGCCAAUGGUUUCUCAUGCUUCGUGGAAGCAUGUUAAACGCAGGGCUGAAUAAAAUAACCGAACUCUACGGGAUCAGCAGACGUGAGGGCAAGAUGCAAGCUCCGAUUCCAAGUCGCGUUCCAUUUCCUUGCUCCCUCAACAAUACCAGAUCCCGCACUCCGCCCACCUCUGUGGAACGUCUGCGACCUGGCGAUAUAGACAUCGUGGCUUCCAUUGGAGAUUCCUUAUCCGCUGGCAAUGGCAUUGUAUCCAGCAAUGCGUUAGAUCUAAUCAAUGAGUUUCGCGGACUUUCCUUUUCCGGCGGAGGUUUGGGCACCUGGCGCACAGUCCUAACUCUGCCCAACAUACUAAAGGUCUUCAAUCCGAAUCUUUAUGGCUAUGCCACGGGUCACAGUCUGGUCGUAAAUCAUGAAAUUUCACACCUCAACAUUGCAGAGCCCAUGAUCAUGUCACAUGAUCUAAUGUAUCAGGCACGUGUGCUCAUCGAUCUGAUGCGACGCGAUCCACACGUGGAUUUGAAACGGCAUUGGAAACUGCUGACUGUUUUUGUGGGCAAUAAUGAUAUCUGCUCCGACAUGUGUCACUGGGAUGAUCAGGAGAAAGUGAUCGAACGACACGCUCGAGAUCUUCGUGAAGCUUUUCGACUGCUACGCGAUAAUGUGCCUCGCCUUCUGAUCAAUUUGGUGGCGGUGCCCGAUAUUUUAGCCACGAUGGGUCCGAUAAAGGAUGUACCCUUCGACUGUUUUCUGGUGCACCGUAUUGCCUGCAAUUGCCUGCUAAGCGAUCGUCUGACCGCAUCCGAGGCGAAGCAGCGACACUACAUGAUUCAGCGUUGGCAACAGGUUGAUCUGCAGGUGGCACGAUUGCCGGAGUUUCAGCGCGAAGACUUUGCUAUCAUUGGCCAUCCCAUGGUAACAAAUCUGUCCGUGCCCAAGCUUCCAAAUGGUAAUACGGAUUGGCGCGACUUCUCCCAUGACUGUUUCCACUUUAGCCAGCGUGCACACGCGAGCGCAGCAAGUUUGCUGUGGAAGGGCAUGUUCCUGCCGGAUGAGCAGAAACCACGUGCCAACAUACUGACCCAGCCCUUUGAAAGGUUCUUCUGUCCAAGCAGGGAGCAACCGUUCUUUGUGGUGCGACCCAGCUGAGAGUGCUGCACUUUGAUAAUAA